Messenger RNA from Dicentrarchus labrax (European seabass), 551 nucleotides. Its product is annotated as cocaine- and amphetamine-regulated transcript protein-like. Gene Ontology annotation, molecular function: neuropeptide hormone activity. The transcript is spliced from 3 exons. The coding region runs from base 97 to 420 and encodes 107 amino acids. NCBI's taxonomy places the organism in Eukaryota, Metazoa, Chordata, Actinopteri, Moronidae. Gene Ontology annotation, biological process: G protein-coupled receptor signaling pathway; positive regulation of MAPK cascade; adult feeding behavior. The record is from RefSeq and is a predicted model, not a curated record.
CCUCUCUGUGCAGGAGACCUCCAAACCCCUCCGCUGACUUCCCACUUAUCUCCACCCGCAGAAGAGAAGGACUCCUCCUGUUUGUGUUUCAGCACCAUGGUCAGCGCUCGAGCUCUCCUCCUCGCGGCCACCUGCUGCUGCGCCUACCUGUGCCUCGCUCGUGCAGAGGACUCCUCGCUGGAGACUCGCUCGUUGGAUUUCCCCCUGAAGAGCCAGCAGGAGAAAGACCUGAUUGACGCGUUGCAAGAGGUUUUGGAGAAGCUGAGGAGCAAAGAGAUGCCCUUAGAGAAAAAGCUUGGCUGGCUGCCUUCGUGUGAUGCAGGAGAACCGUGCGCCGUGCGUAAAGGCGCGCGUAUCGGCACGCUGUGCAGCUGUCCCCGAGGGACUGCCUGCAACUUUUAUGUUCUCAAAUGUUUGUGAAGGGAGAGCUCAGGGGAGUUUUGAGUGACACAAUAUGUUUCCAUUCUCUUUGUGAAGAAAAUAAAAAACGCGAUGUAAUAUGUGAUUCAUAAAGGACGAUUUUCUUUUAUAAACUUGGACUGAAAAACAGA